Messenger RNA from Daldinia decipiens, 4214 nucleotides. RefSeq lists its product as uncharacterized. Lineage: Eukaryota; Fungi; Ascomycota; Sordariomycetes; Xylariales; Hypoxylaceae. The transcript is spliced from 2 exons. The record is from RefSeq and is a predicted model, not a curated record. Bases 249 to 4046 code for a protein of 1265 amino acids.
AUUAUCACACCCUCUUUCGAAGAACCGCACUAUUACAGUGGGAUCAAAUCGCCGAGUUGUAACCUUGCUGAGGGGUAUUCUUACAUCUCCUCUAAGCCACACCGCUAUGGACCAACUUGCGGAUUACUGCUAAGGGCUCAAGACAUUAUUUAAGACCUCGCCAUGUCGUGGGAUAUCCAAGAUGUCACUUAUCAAUCUUAUUUCCGACAUAUGGCAAGGUAUUUGAACCGCUUUUACGCAGCGCAAGGAUGUCUGGCGUCCGCCGCGGUGGGUUCACCCCGAUUCCGCAAGAGGACCAUGUUAGCGAACAGCAACCACAGCGGAGAUGGGCCCCAAAAAGUGAUUUUCGCAGUCAGGUGCAACAGGUACUUCGACAAAGCACCAUACAGCAAGAAAAGGCUCAAGAAAGCACACGUACCUCGCCCGCUUUUUCAGAUACAACACUCACCAAUGGUGAUUAUUUAGACGUACCGCUAAGGCGUCAUGAAGCAAAGACCGGAGAAUACGUGGAGUAUUGUGGUGGAUAUUAUGGCCCUGAAGCUGUAGGCCUAUCGCCAAUAUCAAGUGCUAGGGCUGGUCUCGGGCUGGAAGUUCAUUCUAAACCCGUUGCCCCUUACCUUUCUUCUGGGGGACUUUCUGUUGAUGAUAAUUGGCAUGGCAUAAGCUACUGUGGAUCUGAAGGGAGGACCGAGGAAGAAGAUAAAAAUGAGAAAAGGAACUAUAAACCCCUUGUAUUAAGAGGGAAAUUUUUAGUUGUCCUUUUCUUAACUCUAGCAGCCCUUAUUGCGUUAGCUGAACUUGCGAUUCAAUAUCUUCCAAAUCAUUCAGGGGUUAAUCCAUUCUCUCAAGAAUACGAACACACUAAAAAAAUCUACCAUCGACUCAAUUCUGAAAUUAAGACUCAUGUUCCUAGAAAUCUAGCUCAUUUCAAACGCCAGAACGAAACUAGGCCGGUGACAACCAUACCUACAUUUACUGAAGUUACAUCUUAUACCAUUCCUGAGGCUACAUUAUCCCCAAGCUCAAUAUCGCAAAUAACAACAGUACCUCCAGUAGGAGGAGGGACGACAACUGAGAUAUCAACAUCACACACGGUACCAAUUAUAACUCUGCCGUCAGAGCCCCAGCCAUCGCUUCCAACAUCGACUUCGGAAGUUCCUCUUCCGCCUUUACCAUCAACUACCUCUUCAUCUAAAUCUUUUCCAUCGCCUCCCUUUACACUACCUAUACCACCAGUUCCACCAGCUCCACCAGCUUCAUCAUCUACACUAAAGUCCUCGUCAUCGGUUACAUUACCAGAAACACAGGAUCCUACGGGGCCACAUGGAAGUUCAUCGCCGGGGAAUCAGUGGCCGUGGCCUACGUCGAAUCAUCCAGGCCGUCCAGACCAUUCAGGUCAACCUCCAAUACUAGAUCCGCCUACUUCACAGCCUACAAGUUCCGAUGAAACUUCUAUGCCUUCUACACCAUCAUCGUCCUCGCGGCCAACAGCCUCGGGCCCUCCUACUAGCGCCGAUUCAACAGAGACAGAACCUACAUUGACAUUAUCCACAGGUCCUGAUCCUCCUUGGACAGGCCCUACGACAACGGGAACCACGCAGCCGCCGCCACCGCCGCCACCGCCGACUUCCUCUAGCGUAACUAAACCGAGCCCACCUCUAGCUUCAACCACAGACCUUCCAUUUUCGACCUCAACGGGGUCUCCUGGAACCGCAACAGAACCCCUAGGGACUACUACACGUCUGCCAAUUAGCUCGUCUAACAUACAGUUUUCGAGCACAACUACUUCUAGUACAAUUACUACAACUAAAACUACGGGGGAGUCCCCAAGUGAUCCGUCAACAGAAACAAAAUCCGCGUCUUCUAGCAGCUUGACUAGCGAAAAGACAUCCGUCAAAACUAGCACGAUGGAUAGUAACACCAAGUACACCUCGGGUUCUUUAUCUUCAACAUAUUCCAAAUCUCAAGCUGUAACACUAUCUCCAUCUAGCACGACUACAGGUAACAUCCCAACUCGGACAUUACAACCACCACCGCCGGUAUCUAAAACGACAGAGACUGGAUUACCGGAGCCUUUCAUAACGAUUACUAAUAUUCCUGAUGGGCCGCCACCACCUACGUCUAUAACUACAACAAUAACGACUUCGACUACUCGAGAUGGUGUAACGUUCGUAACUACUUUUGCCAAGGGGAUAAAAGCCGCGCUAGAUGAUUCAGUAACGAAGUAUGUUACUACACUUACGGACUCACAUGGCAAACCAACUCGAACGGAGACUAUCUUGGCACAAGCAUCUAUGGAAACAGUCGUUUAUAAAGAUGCUCACGGAAACCCCACCCUCACAGGGACGCAGAUCGUGCUUCGCUACCCAAGACAGACGACUCUGACGGACUAUCAAGGACGGGCGACAUUAACCAAGGAUUAUUAUCUGGGUCUAUCUACAGAAGUUUUAUACAACGAUGCUGGUCAUCCAACGGCCACUAAGACAUCUAUGGUCACAGAGGUCGCUAUGCUAACUACCCUUUUUAACGAGAACGGUGUAGCAACCCUGACAAAAACCGAGCUUGUCCCCCUAUCUGUGACAACGACGGUUUUUGCAACGCCAACUUCGGAAGUCUCGCCGAAUUCCAAAAACCAGAAGGCAUUAAGUAUUGUCCCUAUUUCCAACGGGAAAUAUUUCUUGGGACUUAUGCUUCCUACGUUUAUCGCGAUUGCUGUGUCGAUUCCGAUCAGGAUGAUCGACCAAAAUGCAAGGCUUUAUCACCCAUUCCACGCACUAACGGCAACUCGAGGGGCACUGGCUCGUGACACUCUAUGUUUUCAGACCUCAGGUAUAUGGAACAUCAAGGCGCGCUUUCGCUCACUAUCAAAUGGGGAAAGCCUCCUUACCCUGACCGGGCUUUUGGUAUUGGGAAGUGUGGUUAUGGUUCCGUUGACUUCCGAAUCCGUCCGGAUUAUCCUAGGUGGUCCGAACUGUGCAGGGUCAAGAGGAGACUCCUCUGUCUGUACCAUGGCCCUUGGUGUCAACCCAGUGCCAGCCCAAGUCGCUGUAGCACUCCUCGCCUUUAUGACUGUUCUCAUCGGGCUAACUGCGGUUGUGCUUCGAAAAUGGAAGACGGGAUUAAGCUGGAACCCUUGGAGUUUAUUCCACAUGGGACAGCUCGCGGCGAACAACGAAAUUCGCACCUUGAUAUUGCGGCGUCUGCGUGAAAAAAACGGCCGGGUAACAUACGAAUAUGUAAAUAAGGCAUUGGCAGGGGUGUCCUUUACUUUGGAUUCCUAUAGAGACAAUGGGGAGCUUAAAUAUGGGUUACUCAUCCCGAAUGAGGCACAGUCUUUGAGGGGGAGUGGGAAGUCAGUGGCUUUUGCACGGGGGAAAACUUCUCGGCGGUGGAGGAAAGGUGAUCAUAUGCCCUUUUUUAUCCUCACAUGGACCGGGAAGCUGCUUUUUCUAGCGUUGUUAUGCGGCGUGAUAAUCGGCUUGAUGAUUUAUACCAUUGUGGGGGACGGCCAGAACUACACACAAUUUAUGACGGGUAGGUGGCGCGUUGUGCGGUUUAUGUUCACUACGAUCGGCGUCUUGAUCUCAAUAAUAUGGGGAUCAUUCUUCUAUGCCGUCGCGUUUCUUAGUCCUCAUAAACUACUUCAUCAAAUCCGACUCUAUAACGGAGAAGCCGUAUACAUGACACCACCAACUAACCCCUUUACCGGCAUUUGGUCAUCACUGGCACCCGGACGCCGAGACAUCUAUCUCGGGUUCGUAUGUGCUACCUCGAUCUUAUCCGAGAUCCUUCCAUUGCUUAUAAGUACUGCCUUGGACAAAUGUACCGAAAGCUUCUGGGCGCAUACGGUUUGUCUCUGGAUGGCAGUAGGUAUAUUAACCACAAUGAUUUCUGUGGUUGGGUUUUCCUUCUUUGUGACUUGGCCGCAUAUGCCAAUCGAUCCCAGCAUGAUAGCCGGCGAGAUGUAUUAUGCUUUAAUGCAAUUUGUAUCUAUGAGUUCGUCGGCGGGAUUGAUCUUUGGUAAAGCGAGCCCAGGCCUCGUCUAGGAUAGUCGUCAGGAGUGAUGACUGGUCUAAAUACGGAGAAAAUCUCCCCCCUAUCCUUGGAAUAGGACAAGCGAUAAAAUAAUCACAAAUAUUGACUAAUAAGGAUUCACAUUAGGAUUCAGAAAUGUGUUCUAAGUAAAUAUUUCUAUGUCUACAGACCUAAAACUC